Phymastichus coffea is the source of this 586-nucleotide messenger RNA. RefSeq names its product GSK3-beta interaction protein. The coding region runs from base 16 to 402 and encodes 128 amino acids. NCBI's taxonomy places the organism in Eukaryota, Metazoa, Arthropoda, Insecta, Hymenoptera, Eulophidae. Gene Ontology annotation, molecular function: kinase regulator activity; protein kinase A binding. The transcript is spliced from 2 exons. Gene Ontology annotation, cellular component: cytoplasm. The record is from RefSeq and is a predicted model, not a curated record. Gene Ontology annotation, biological process: regulation of canonical Wnt signaling pathway.
CUUCUCCGGAGAGCAAUGCAGUCGAAGGCGAAAAUGUACGUGAAAGACAAAGUGCUGGACGCAGAUCAAUGGCGCGUGGAAGCUCAAGCAAUUAUCGACGACGUACGUCAGCACGUACGAGGGCUGCAAAUCAGCAAUGAGCCAGCACUACGUAGCAGUAACCGGGCAAUACACUUGAACUUGACGACUCUCGAAGGUUUGGAAUUUUGUGUGAGAUUGUCGCCUAAAGGUUUCAGCAUAAUUGGCAAUAAACACGACUGCAUGACCAAUGCCGAUGCUGAUAAUCUCCAGUAUUUUGAAUCCAUUUAUGGUCUUCUGGAUUCAAUCAGUCCGCAAUACAGGAAUUCCUUUGGAAACAGCCUGCUGGACAGGCUCCAGCAGUUGAGUAAUAGCCAGACGUGAUGAUGGCAGAGUUUUUUUUUAUGGAUAUUUGUUGAUGAAAUUGUGCGUGUGUGAAAGCUGUGAUUGAUUGUCGGUGAUCUGUUUUAUGUUUAAGACACCACACGUAUAAGAUUGGAGGUACAACCGUAUUUAUUACGACGAAUUUUGUAAUAUAUAUUAUUGUAAUAAAAUAAGAAAUUGAGUA